AUGUUGAGCGCAGCGAGUCCGAGCGAGUUAAUUCGGAGUCGGAUUGAUUCCAGUGAGAUGCAGUUUCGGGCGGUUACGUAUUUGCCAGAUGAGGUGUUGAGUGAUAUUCCGGAGGGGACGGAGGAGGGGGACGGGGGUGGGGUUAGUCUUAUGGAUGGGUUUCGGGCGAGUUUGCCCGACGGGAGGAGAAGGCAUAAGGCGAGAAGUUGGAAAGCGUUGGCGUUGGGGGAGAAUGGGGUUUUUUCAGAUCCAGCGGAUGCAACGAAGAAACUGGACCGGGAACGAAAACAUAUCCAACGAGAGCACGACCUACUAUCUAUCCGCAAAUCUCUCGCCAUUGCCGAAAUCCGCGAACUCGACAUCAAGAUUCAGAAUUUACAGUCCUUACGGCACACAGUAGUAGAAAGAAUGGGUGGACUGGAACAACAACAAGAAGAACUAAACCGAGAACUGGAGGAACUGGACACCAAACUGGGAGAUCUAAACGAGGAAACCGAACUGGUAGCGCUGGAGUCCGAAGCAGGUAUCCCACCAGCGAUCGCGAGUAGCCCAACGAUGCCCGCAACCCCCAUCCUGGGCUCCGCAGAACCAGGAUUAUCAGAGAGCAUAUACGGCCGCAUGCAAAAAUCCACCUCGGAAAUCCGCGCAGCCCGCCGCCGCCGCGCAACGAACCGCCGAAAAUCCAUGCGAAUCCAACACGAACUCAUGACCCCCGGCGCAAACAUCCGCACGGUCCAAACCCACGGAGACUCCAUCACCGCUCUCGACUUUGACAUGCCUUUCGGGACGAUGGUGACGGCGAGUAUGGACGAUACCGUACGUGUUUGGGAUUUGGGGACGGGGAGGUGUAAGGGGUUGUUGGAGGGUCAUGCGGCUAGUGUCCGGUGUUUGCAGAUUGAGGAUACGGUGGUUGCGACGGGGAGUAUGGACGCUACAAUCAGGAUUUGGGAUUUGAGUCGGUCGGAGACGUAUGGGAUGGGGUUGGGGUUAUCGCCGCUUGGGAAACUCGUUGAUCGGGAUGAUGAUGAUUACGAGCAUGUCGGGGACGAUAUCUCGGAGACUGCGACGGAGGGAAGCUUGCAGCGAACUUCUGCUUCGGAUUGGAAGGAGCCUGAGGAUUGUUGUGUGUACACACUCGACUCGCAUGUCGGCGAAGUCACCGCCCUCCAUUUCCACGGAAACACCCUCGUUUCGGGAUCUGCGGACAAGACUCUCCGGCAAUGGGAUCUCACAACCGGGCGCGUAGUCCAAACCCUCGAUAUCCUCUGGGCCGUCGCAUCCUCCUCAAACUCCAUGUCCUCCCUCACCUCUUCGUCCUCAGACCCAUGGACAACACCCUCUACCCCAUUCGUCGGCGCCCUCCAGUGUUUCGAGGCAGCCAUGGCGUCCGGAACACUCGAUGGCCAGGUCAGACUGUGGGAUCUCCGCUCUGGUCAAGUGGCGCGUACUCUGAUUGGUCAUACGGGACCCAUCACCACACUCCAAUUCGACGACGUACACGUCGUCACCGGAUCCCUGGACCGCUCCAUCCGGACAUGGGAUCUGAGAAUGGGAACGAUCGUCGACGCAUACGCCUACGAAUCCGACCGUGGGAUCCUGGGGAUGGGAGUCGAUGCGCGUCGAAUCGUCGCCGGGACUGGGGAGGGGGUUGUUAGGGUUUAUGAGAGGGCUGAGGGGAGACAUUGGAGUGUGGGGCCGGGGGCGCAGGGGGAUGGGUUGGAGAUGGAGAUGGAGGGGAAGUGUGCGAUUGAGAGGGUUAGGUGUAAGGAGGGGUAUCUUGUUGAGGGGAGGAGGGAUGGUGUUGUUGGGGUUUGGUCGAUGGGGCAUUAAGUUGAUGGGAGAGGGAGAGGAUAAGGAGGGGAAGAUUGCAUUGUUUGUUGUCAUAGGGACAUGGCGUUAUCUUGGAGUUUC
This is a messenger RNA of Saitoella complicata NRRL Y-17804, 1911 nucleotides long. RefSeq names its product WD40 repeat-like protein. NCBI's taxonomy places the organism in Eukaryota, Fungi, Ascomycota, Saitoellomycetes, Saitoellales, Saitoellaceae. The transcript is spliced from 2 exons. Gene Ontology annotation, cellular component: transcription repressor complex; nucleus. Gene Ontology annotation, molecular function: protein binding. Bases 1 to 1830 code for a protein of 609 amino acids. Gene Ontology annotation, biological process: negative regulation of transcription by RNA polymerase II. The record is from RefSeq and is a predicted model, not a curated record.